CGAGCCGCAGCCGAGCGGCCGUGGGCCCGGGCGGCGGGCGGAGACGCGGGCGCCGUCCCCGCUACGGCCCGCGUUAGCUGGAAUGUUUUUAUAAAGAGAUAUCCUCUCCAUCAUCUGUUUGGUUACCGUGAGGUACAUCUUGCACAGGAAAGACUUGUUUCUUAUGUGAUGCCAUUCCAGCACUGGACUCAUGGAGGCUGAACAUUUAUUCAGGUUUUGGAAGAGGUCAAGGCAAGAAAAGCUGUUGAAAGGUGUUGGAGAAGCUUCAUCCUUUGGACUGGUCUCUAAUAUCGAGGUAUACUCACAAGAGUUAGUAGAUGGAGUCCAUAGAGCCCACUGUAUUAUAUUGAAGAAGAUGUCUAACAGUAACACUAUUCAAGAGACCCUGGAAAUAAUGAAAGAAUCAGAAAAAAAACUGGUGGAAGAAUCUGUAAGCAAAAACAAGUUUAUAUCUAAGACUCCAAGUAAGGAAGAAACUGAGAAAGAGAGUGAAGAUACUGGUUUGCGUCCAGAGACACAGGAUUAUGAGUUCCUUUUGGACAAGAGGCGGACAUCCAACCAUGGUCAUGCCAGGAAAAGAGCCAAGUCUAAUUCCAAGCUGAAGUUGGUGCGCAGCCUGGCAGUGUGUGAGGAGUCCUCUGCCCCAUUUGCUGAUGGACCACUAGAAACCCAGGAUAUAAUUCAGUUGCACAUCAGCUGCCCCUCUGACAAGGAGGAAGAAAAAUCCACGAAGGAUGUCUCUGAAAAGGAAGACAAGGACAAAAACAAAGAAAAGGUCCCAAGGAAGAUGCUUUCUAGGGACUCCAGCCAAGAAUAUACAGACUCCACUGGAAUAGACCUACAUGAAUUUCUUGUAAAUACACUGAAAAAGAACCCAAGGGACAGAAUGAUGCUGCUAAAAUUAGAACAGGAGAUUCUGGAAUUUAUUAAUGACAACAAUAACCAGUUCAAGAAGUUCCCUCAGAUGACCUCAUAUCACCGGAUGCUAUUACACCGGGUAGCUGCCUAUUUUGGGAUGGACCACAAUGUUGAUCAAACUGGAAAAGCUGUCAUCAUCAACAAAACCAGUAACACAAGAAUCCCCGAACAGAGAUUCUCAGAACACAUAAAGGAUGAGAAGAAUACAGAAUUUCAACAGAGAUUCAUUCUCAAGAGAGAUGAUGCCAGUAUGGACCGAGAUGAUAACCAGAUCAGAGUUCCAUUGCAGGAUGGAAGGAGGAGCAAGUCAAUAGAAGAGAGAGAGGAGGAAUAUCAAAGGGUCCGAGAGAGAAUAUUUGCCCGAGAGACUGGCCAGAACGGAUAUCUAAAUGACAUCAGACUCUCCAAAGAAGCCUUUUCUUCUAGCUCUCACAAGAGAAGGCAGAUUUUUAGGGGGAACCGUGAGGGGCUGAGCCGAACCUCAAGCAGCCGCCAAAGCAGCACAGACAGCGAACUCAAAUCCCUGGAGCCACGGCCUUGGAGCAGCACAGACUCCGAUGGCUCUGUCCGGAGUAUGCGGCCCCCUGUCACCAAAGCCAGCAGCUUCAGUGGAAUCUCUAUCCUCACCCGAGGGGACAGCAUCGGGAGCAGUAAAGGUGGCAGUGCAGGAAGGAUCUCCAGGCCAGGUAUGGCACUAGGUGCCCCAGAAGUGUGCAGCCCGGUCACCUCAUCCCAGUCUGUCCGGGGCCUUCUCCCUUGUACUGCCCAGCAGCAGCCACAGCAGCCGCCACAGCCGCAGCUUCCUGCUCUCCCACCCACGCCUCAGCAACAGCCACCCUUGAGUAAUCACAUGAUCUCACAGGCAGAGGACCUCAGCAACCCCUUUGGACAAAUGAGCCUUAGCCGCCAAGGUUCUACUGAAGCAGCUGACCCAUCCUCAGCUCUGUUCCAGCCCCCGCUUAUCUCCCAGCACCCCCAGCAGACUAGCUUCAUUAUGGCGUCUACGGGACAGCCCCUCCCCACGUCCAGCUAUUCCCCUUCUAGUCAUGCGCCACCUACUCAGCAAGUUCUGCCGCCCCAGGGCUACAUGCAGCCCCCUCAACAGAUCCAGGUUUCUUACUAUCCCCCUGGACAGUAUCCUAAUUCCAACCAGCAAUACCGACCUCUGUCUCACCCGGUGGCCUACAGCCCCCAACGUGGUCAGCAGCUGCCUCAGCCAUCCCAGCAGCCUGGUUUACAGCCCAUGAUGCCUAACCAGCAGCAGGCGGCUUACCAAGGCAUGAUUGGGGUCCAGCAGCCACAGAACCAGGGCCUGCUCAGCAACCAGAGGAGCAGCAUGGGGGGCCAGAUGCAAGGCCUGGUGGUUCAGUACACUCCACUGCCUUCUUACCAAGUCCCAGUGGGUAAUGACUCGCAAAAUGUGGUCCAGCCGCCUUUCCAGCAACCCAUGCUGGUCCCUGCGAGCCAGUCUGUGCAAGGGGGCCUCCCGGCAGGGGGCGUACCAGUGUACUACAGCGUGAUCCCACCCGCUCAGCAGAACGGUACGAGCCCUUCUGUGGGGUUUCUGCAACCUCCCGGCACUGAGCAGUACCAGAUGCCUCAGUCUCCCUCUCCCUGCAGUCCACCACAGAUGCCACAGCAGUACUCAGGAGUGUCACCUUCUGGACCAGGCGUGGUGGUCAUGCAGCUGAAUGUCCCUAAUGGACCCCAGCCUCCCCAGAACCCAUCCAUGGUCCAGUGGAGUCACUGUAAAUAUUACAGCAUGGACCAGCGUGGGCAGAAACCUGGAGACCUAUACAAUCCUGAGAGUAACCCCCAGGCCAGCACUCAAAUGAGCAACAGCCCCGUCACAUCUCCUACCCAGUCUCCAGCACCCUCUCCUGUCACCAGUCUCAGCAAUGUCUGCACAGGACUCAGUCCCCUUCCUAUCCUCACACAGUUCCCCCGGCCUGGGGGUCCAGCACAGGGUGAUGGGCGCUACUCCCUCCUGGGCCAGCCAUUGCAGUACAAUCUGUCUCUCUGCCCUCCCUUGCUCCAUGGCCAGUCAGCUUACACGGUACACCAGGGACAGAGUGGAUUGAAGCAUGGAAACCGGAGCAAAAGACAAGCACUCAAAUCUGCCUCCACUGACCUGGGGACAGCAGAUGUCGUCCUGGGCCGGGUGCUGGAGGUGACAGAUCUCCCUGAGGGCAUCACUCGGACCGAAGCGGACAAACUCUUCACUCAGCUUGCCAUGUCUGGCGCCAAGAUCCAGUGGCUCAAGGAUGCUCAGGGGCUGCCUGGCGGGGGUGGGGGGGACAACGGUGGGACUGCUGAGAACGGCCGUCAUGCAGACCUCGCUGCCUUGUACACCAUCGUGGCUGUGUUUCCCAGCCCCCUGGCUGCCCAGAAUGCCUCCCUUCGCCUCAACAACUCUGUGAGUCGCUUCAAACUUCGAGUGGCCAAAAAGAACUAUGACCUGAGGAUCCUGGAGCGAGCCAGUUCCCAAUAAACGGAGGAGGGGAAGGCACCAGCGCAGUGGGGGGAUGGGGGAGGGGGCCGAGGGAUCCCGACAGACCACGGACAGAGGCAGAAAGGAAGGUGACAGACACUGAACUGGAGCCUAAGACAGUGGGGAUGAAGAUGGAACAGACACACUGGCACUGGACUCCUUCUCGCUCCCCUGCCAUGGGUCCCCUCUUUUUCCCUGGUUGGCCCCCCCUUGCUUCCCUCUCCUUCCUAUCCUCUUCUGCCAUUUUUUAAUCUCUUCUCCCACCAUGAAAUUAAUUUUUUUCAUAUUUUUUUGGUCAGGUAGAUUUGGGAGGGUCCCACACUCCCCUAUUCGAUCUUCUUACCAUCCCAAGCUCCCUUUUCAUUUCUGGUCUUUAUGAAUAUAUUUAUAUGGACAGAAUUAAGAAAAGCAAAAUUGAUUUCCCCUUCCUCUCACUUCCCCCAUCUUGUCUCCCCAAACCCCAAAGAGUUAAAACUUGGGCCUCCCCCCACCUCCCAGAACACUUGUAUAUUGUUUGUUUGAGGUUUGUGCCACAGUAACAGACAGUAUUUAAUUGCACAUACAGAUGUUUGCUGGGUAUAUUCACUGUAAAUUUUAUUUAAUCUGAUUUUUUGUUUGUUUGGGGGGUUACUUGGGGGGAGGUUGAUUUUGUUUUUAAAUAUAAAAAAAAAAAAUCUGUCACUGGA
Molecule: messenger RNA, 4095 nt
Organism: Enhydra lutris kenyoni (northern sea otter)
Lineage: Eukaryota; Metazoa; Chordata; Mammalia; Carnivora; Mustelidae
Product: R3H domain containing 2
Exons: 29
Coding region: 191-3409 (1072 amino acids)
Molecular function (GO): nucleic acid binding
Source: RefSeq, a predicted model, not a curated record